Lasiosphaeria miniovina is the source of this 1245-nucleotide messenger RNA. Its product is annotated as N2227-like protein-domain-containing protein. Bases 1 to 1245 code for a protein of 414 amino acids. Gene Ontology annotation, molecular function: S-adenosylmethionine-dependent methyltransferase activity. NCBI's taxonomy places the organism in Eukaryota, Fungi, Ascomycota, Sordariomycetes, Sordariales, Lasiosphaeriaceae. The transcript has 2 exons. The record is from RefSeq and is a predicted model, not a curated record.
AUGAAAUCGGAAAUAGAUGAAGAGGCGAUGUGGGAAGGCAUCAAGACUGCGACCGAAGAUCCCGAGGAGCUCAAAGUUAUUUGCUGUGCCCUGGACUCGUUUCUGCAGUAUGCAAAGUCGGCACACUUCCAAAUCACACAUCAGCGGAGACAAGCCUUUUAUGCCCUACCCAGGUACCAGUGGGAAAUGCUGGCGGGGCCUCCAUUCAACUAUCUCAAGACAUUGGAUAAGGUCGACGCCGCCAUUGAGUCCAACGCCGAGAUUUGCCGCGCAAUAGUCAAGACCGGGCAACCUAUGGUGCUGCCCCCUGAUCAUCAAUCAAAGCCUGGCCAACAGUCAUCUACUACUCCUCACUGGUCUGGAUGGGCUAAAGCCGCUGAUAUUGAUAAAGCCCGUACCACGGUCCGGCAGUUCUACCGUGACUGGACGGCUGAGGGCGCCUCGGAGCGAGAUGCAUGCUACGGCCCAGUCAUACGUGCACUAGUUGCUGAGAAGGCGUCUAGAGAGCCAAAGUCUGAGAACCCGUUCAAAGUCCUCAUACCCGGUGCCGGACUAGGCCGCCUCGUUUUUGAGUUGUGUCUUGAAGGAUUUGCUGUUGAGGGCAACGAGAUUUCAUACCACCAACUGCUGGCUUCGUCGUACAUACUUAACUCGUGUGAGGGCGCAGGCCAGCACACCAUCUACCCCUGGGUCCAUUCCUUCUCAAAUCACCUGACUAGAGAAAACCAUCUGCGAGGAUAUGCAGUUCCGGAUAUCCACUGCGGGACCGAGAUAGCACGCGCACAGCUACAGGGCACGAUAGGGACCAUGUCUAUGGUUGCCGCAGAUUUCCUGUGCCUCUACAACGACCACAGCCAUGCCGUAUCCUAUGAUGCGGUUGCCACCGUCUUUUUCCUCGAUACUGCUCCGAACUUGCUGCGGUACCUGGAUGCAAUCUUUCACUGUUUGAAGCCCGGCGGCAUUUUAGUGAACUUGGGUCCGCUGCUGUGGCACUUUGAAAACACCCUCACUAACCGUUCCAACGACGAGAGCGACAGCGAUAACAGUACUGGUGGCAUAGCUGACCCUGGUCGCUUCGAGCUCACUGAUGACGAGGUCAUGGCAUUAGUGACCUCUGCCGGGUUCGAAGUGGUCUCGCGGGAGACUGGCAUUGAGGCGCCAUACAUACAUGACAAGGACUCGAUGCUCCAGAUGGUGUAUAAAGCGAGCUUUUGGGUAGCUCGCAAGCCAGAAACCAAGUCUUAG